AUGGUCAAGGUUUCUAACAACGACCCUGCCCCUCAGAGUCUGACUUCUUCUAUCCAGACUCCCCUGUUGCCUAGUCCAACUUCUUCUAUCCAGACUCCCCUGUUGCCUACAUCUUCCCUUCCUGAUGACUUGGCCUUCCCAAGCCCAGCUGCUUCCUUGCUUUCCCUCUGCUCCUCCCUUGGGCACAUGUACAGACCCAAUCCUUCAUUCCUUGACCUGGAACGCCCCACGACUUCUUCCUCUGACCAUCGUGAUGCUGUGGAAGUAGACUUGGCAUGUACUCCAGCCCCUCCUUCCCUUGAUCAUCAUGUACCUACCAACGGUGAGAUAGCUGGUUGGUCUGAAGGAUUGGUGGUGUCUAGGCUGGUGGUAAAAAUUGCUACUGGGGACUAUCCUCCAGAGUGGGAGGUAGGUAGAGGUUCUUCAACUGAACAGCAACUGCACUGUCUGGCCAUGCUUCGAAUGACCGAGGGUUGUAUGCCCUGGCCUAGCUGGCAAUGUGCCCGGUGUGCUAGUCUUAGUCUCCCUUGUUUUCCUUCUGCAUUUGUCAACCCCUUCAUCCCUUACAGUUGUGUUCCUCGCACCUGCACUCAUUGUCACCUUGGCAACUUGUUGCAUUGCAAACAGACAAUUCCCGUUUCUCCAGACAUGGAGUACCUUGGUGACGGUCCCCCCAACAGGCAGCCUCAGGGCACUUACCUGGCAGAGCAUGUGCAUCUGACUGUGACCAAUGGUUAUGGUCUGGGAUUUGUUUGUGCCAAUGAUCAAGUGACUGACCCUGACACCUCCGACGAAUGGAUAUUUGCCAUCGGUGUUCUCUGGCACUCACCUAACUGA
Molecule: messenger RNA, 837 nt
Organism: Ustilago hordei
Lineage: Eukaryota; Fungi; Basidiomycota; Ustilaginomycetes; Ustilaginales; Ustilaginaceae
Exons: 2
Coding region: 1-837 (278 amino acids)
Source: RefSeq, a predicted model, not a curated record